Molecule: messenger RNA, 2202 nt
Organism: Astrephomene gubernaculifera
Lineage: Eukaryota; Viridiplantae; Chlorophyta; Chlorophyceae; Chlamydomonadales; Astrephomenaceae
Source: the annotation of a GenBank genome assembly
CGUGAAAUAGGCGCGACUGCGUGCCUGUGAAAUCGGCUUGCUGUCGCAGGCUUUUAUACCUGCCAGCCUGCUCUGUAUCGUUUUCCGUCCAUUUUAACAGGUUGCUAUCGGAUCCUUUUUAUAUAACUUGAUAAACCCUUUAGAGAUUAUUUAUGUAUACGAAGAGUCAUUUCCGAAAGUAUAUUUGUUCCAAGCUGGGGAGCCAAACCUCCGGCAGUCGGCAAUCACAGGACAGCUCACGCCCGGGGCCGUGAAUAGACUUUGCACAAAUAAUCUUGUACACCUCUUACUUGAACAGCAACUCUUAGGACGAUGCGGUGGGACGGACAGUCUGUGCUUGAACGAUGCGCCGUCAGCGCCGCCACGGCAUGGGGCUUUUACUUGAUGGCGCGCUUCGUAAACCACAGAUGGCACAUGGCCUCCCUGGAGCAGCAGCUCAAGGAGACGCAGGCCCUCCUGGAUCACGAGCGUGAGAAGCGCAAGGCCGACCGCGUGGGCCGCAUCCGGGCUGAGCAGGAGCUGCGGGUGGCCAAGGUGGAGGCGCAGCAGCUGCAGCUGCAGUUCCAGAUGCAGGAGCAGCAGCAGAUACAGCAGCUGCUGAGGGAGAUGCAGGGAGGCGACAGCAGCAGCGAUGAGGAGGGGGAGGGGGAGGGUGCUUCUGGCAGUGCUGCGGCGAAGGAGGCAGAGCAGAAGGCGGGUGAGGAUGCUGGGGAAUUAUCAGCAGCAGCAGCGGAGGAGGAGGUGUCCAACCGGCAGCAGCCUGCCAGUGCUGCUGCUCCUGUUGAUGAGGUGAAGCGAGCUGCCGUGGCGGCGACUGCGGUGCUGGCGGCGGCGGGGGCGGCCAUGCCGGCGUUUCCCUUCCGACCCAUUGGUCACUUGCAGUCUGUGUUCUCCGAGAGGAACGGCACCCCCCGCCAGCCGCAGCUGGUCCCCGCCGCCCGCUCCCGCCUGGUGCUGAGUCGCGAUGUGCCGGCUGCUUGUCUGGAGGGGCUGGAGCAGUACAGCCACUGCUGGGUGCUGUACGUGUUCCAUGCGAACACGGACCUGGCCAAGUACCUGUCCCCCGAUCGCUCCGGCCUCAAGGCCAAGAUCCACGUGCCUCGUCUCAACGGCGGUCGCAUGGGGGUGCUCGCCACCCGCUCACCGCACCGGCCCUCGCCCAUCGGCCUCAGCACCGCACAGAUCAUCAGCGUGGAGGGAAACACGCUGGUGCUGGGCGGCGCCGACAUCGUGGACGGCUCCCCCGUGCUCGACAUCAAGCCCUACGUGCCCUUCUGUGACUGCCUGCCUGCUGCCCGGGCACCCGCAUGGGUACAGGCGGAGGCGGACGACGAGCCUCUGGCGGUGGGCGAGGUGGUGGUGGGGCAGACAGCGGCCGCCGCCAUCACCCGGGCCUGGCAGGCGCGCAGGUCGCACUCCAUGUACGGCAGCGCUGAGGAUUACCUGGAUCUCGUACGGCAGGUGCUCAGCCGGGACAUCCGCUCCGUCCACCAGCGACUCAACGUCAAGCCCACCACCGCCGCCGCUGCCUCCACCUCCACCUCCUCCUCUUCCACCACCAAGUCUCCACCCGCCGCUUCCUCCUCCUCCUCCUCCGCCGGCUCCACCGCUUGCUCAACUUCCGCCGCCUCCGCCUCCACCACAGCAACGACGAGCACCCCGGUGCCGCAUGCGGGUGCAACCUUUGCGCUCAUGCAGCCCCAGCCGCCGCAGCCUGAGCAGCGCAAGCCGGCGGGCGGUGCGGAGGGGCCGGGGCAGUAUCAUGUGGUGCUGGAGGGCGUGUACAUCAGCUAUGACAUCAGCCCGGCGGGUGUGGUGGAGGUCCAUGAUGCGUGGGUGGACCCCAUCACCGCGAAAUGAGGCGUGGGCGGGGGAGAGGGGGAAAAAUAAAUGAGGAAUGCAGCAACGGGUUCCAAUCCCAGAUCCCGGGGAGUUUGGGGGUGGUGGGGUUGCAGGUGUGGCGCUUUGGUAGUGACUGGUGAGGAGUAAGGGAUAAGAUGGUAGUUCGUGUGGGGUCUAUGGAACUUGAGGUUCGGGCUCGGCAGCCCCAUUUAGCGUGCGCAUGGGCUUCGAAGCAUGAGUGAUUGCAUCGUGGUCCCGUCUUCCGUGACUUGCCGGGACUCCGGUUGAGCACUGAGCUGGUUAUGGCGUUAUGCCAUGCUACUUAUGUUACGUUAAAAUGGCUUGGAACCUGUAUUUAUG